Molecule: messenger RNA, 2871 nt
Organism: Lolium perenne
Lineage: Eukaryota; Viridiplantae; Streptophyta; Magnoliopsida; Poales; Poaceae
Product: histone-lysine N-methyltransferase, H3 lysine-9 specific SUVH1
Cellular component (GO): nucleus
Molecular function (GO): protein binding; double-stranded DNA binding; zinc ion binding
Source: RefSeq, a predicted model, not a curated record
AGACCGUAGUCCACACCCAAAUUUCCCCUCCUGCCAAGUUUAGAACAGCUCUGCCCGCCUCCCGCCGCCCAUGGAUUCCCCCGCCUCGUAGAAUCUGCACGCCAAAGCCCCGGAUUCUCGCCAAGGGGUCCAGCUGCGACGAGCCGAGAUGAGCCGGCCAUCGAGUUUCGUGCCGACGCCUGACCAGGAUGUGCUGGACAUCAAGCCCCUGAGGACCCUGUCUCCGAUGUUCCCGGCGCCGCUGGGGGUCAACACCUUCAACCAGCCGUCCAGCCCCGGCACCCCGCCCAUGGUGUUUGUCACUACAGCUGGGCAGUUUCCUGGGCUCAGGUCAUUCUCUGCUUUCGGUGCACAAGAUGCUGCUGGAGGGCGGCCUGCUUCGUCCAAUGCCCAGGCUACAGGUUUUGGUGGCCAGUCUGGUAAUGGAGGCCAUGCUGCCGGUUUUGGUGGCCAGCCUGCUGGGAGUGGAGGCCAGGCUACAGGUUUUUGUGGCCAGUCUGCUGGGAAUGGUGGCCAUGCUACAGGUUUUGGUGGCCAGUCUGCUGUUUAUGGAGGCAAGACUGCUGCCAAUGGGACUUCAAAUGCAGGCGCCAGUGCUGACGUGCCAAUUGAUGCCACCCCUAUCUCAGUUUGCAAGCCGACGCCGCCACCUACGAAUGCAGGCGCCAGUGCUGGCACACCAAUUUACGCCACCCCUCUCGCAGCUUACAAGCCUAAGACGCCAAAUGUCAUACAACUGGAUGAUGACGAUGACGACAACGAUGAUGAUGAUUACGCUGUCAACCAGACAUCAGCAUCUGGGCGAGCAAUCAAGAGGCCAUACCGCCUAAGUGGAUAUAGGACGAGUGGUGGUUUGGGCAGUGACAGCAAUAGUGGAGUGAAGAUCAAGCGGCAUAAGUCCUCUAACAGGAUGGCUGGUACUGACCAUGAGUUUACCUUGGAGCCCCAUUCGUCCAGCGAUCCCAGGGAGGUUGUGGAGGAGGUUCUCAUGACCUUCGAGGCACUGCGGCGUAGGCAUCUUCAGUUGGAUGAGGCGCAAGAGACUGGCAAACGUGCAGACCUUAAGGCUUCUGCCAUCAUGAAUGCCAAGAAUCUUAGGGCUAACGCUGGGAGGAGGAUCGGAGGUGUCCCUGGAGUUGAGAUAGGGGACAUUUUCUACUUCAGGAUGGAGCUAAGCAUUAUUGGGCUGCAUGCUCCUAGCAUGGCUGGGAUUGAUUAUAUGACUGCCACGUUUGGUGAUAGGGAUGAUGAUUCUGUGGCAAUAUGUAUUGUCGCUGCAGGUGUUUAUGAGAAUGAUGAUGAUGCCACAGACACGCUAGUCUACAGCGGUUCGGGAGGUAAUAACAGGAACAAUGAGGAUAUGCAUGACCAGAAGCUUGAGAGAGGUAACCUUGCUCUUGAGAGGAGCCUGUCGAGAAAGAACGUGAUCCGGGUUGUACGGGGAUAUAAAGAUCCAGGUUGCUUGGCUGGGAAGAUUUAUAUGUAUGAUGGCCUCUAUAAGAUUCAUGAGUCCUGGAAGGAGAGAACAAGAGCUGGUAUCAAUUGCUUCAAGUACAAGCUGGUGCGGGAACCGGGACAGCCUGAGGGAUUUGCAAUCUGGAAGAUGUCACGAAAAUGGGUAGCGAAUCCAGACACUAGAGGCAAUGUUCUACACCCUGAUCUAUCAUCUGGUGCUGAGUAUCUCCCGGUGUGUCUUGUCAAUGAUGUUAACAGUGAGAAAGGACCGGGCCUUUUCACCUAUAUUUCUGAGGUCAAAUACCUGAAGCCACUAAGUUCUCUGAAACCAUUACAGGGUUGUAGAUGCGUUAGUGCUUGUCUGCCUACUGAUUCCACUUGUGGCUGUUCGCAGUGUAAUGGAGGUAACUUACCAUAUAGUUCAACGGGGUUGCUUGUAUGCCGCAAACCUAUGAUAUAUGAAUGUGGUGAAUCUUGCCUGUGUUCAGUUAACUGCCGUAACAGGGUGACCCAGAAGGGGGCUAAGAUUCACUUUGAGGUCUUCAGGACAGAGAAUCGAGGCUGGGGUCUUCGUUCAUGGGAUCCUAUACGGGCUGGCUCAUUCAUUUGCGAGUAUGUUGGUGAGGUUAUUGAUGAUGAGAAAUUCAGUCUGGAUGACAGCAAAGAUGAUUACCUUUUUCAGACUGUGUGCCCUGGUCGGAAGACAUUGAAAUGGAAUUAUGGGCCUGAAUUGAUAGGGGAGCAAAGCGCAAAUGUUUCACCUGAUACUUUCGAGCCACUGCCAAUUAAGAUAAGUGCAAAGAAGAUGGGGAACAUCUCACGUUUCAUGAACCAUAGCUGUGCCCCUAACGCCUUCUGGCAGCCAGUUCAAUUUGACCAUGGAGAUGAUGGUCACCCACACAUCAUGUUCUUUGCGCUCAAGCAUAUCCCUCCCAUGACAGAGCUGACCUAUGACUACGGUGAGAUUGGAGCUGAUUCUAGUGGUAUAGGUUCUCCUAGAGCCAAGAGCUGCCUCUGUGGAUCCUCAAAUUGCCGGGGCUACUUUUGCUGAUUAUGGAAGAUGUGAAUUCUGUUUCUCAACAUGCCAAUCUAUUUUCUAGAUCAUUUUUUGGCCGUUCUGGUGGUACCUGGAAGAAGGGAAGUGUGCUCAAGUCUGAUGGAGGUAGGAGCGUCUCAAGUGGCUUGCCUCAUGACUUGGCCGUAGUGGAAGUAUGUAGUAGAUUAUUGUCAAACUCCGCAAACUGCAAUGCCCGUUGUGACACAGGCAUGUUCUGAGUUCUGACCGUAGGCCUUGUGAGGUCAAUUUUGGUACUAGGUUAAGUUGAACUAAGCUCUUUGCGCGCAACUGUGAAUUCAAGCGCGUAAAGUGAAACUACCGACUAUAUCCAGAUUAAUAGGUUGGCAUAUUGUUCAGAA